Messenger RNA from Durio zibethinus, 453 nucleotides. The record is from RefSeq and is a predicted model, not a curated record. Lineage: Eukaryota; Viridiplantae; Streptophyta; Magnoliopsida; Malvales; Malvaceae.
AUGUCUGCUGCAUAUCAUCAACAAAUAGAUGGACAAUUUGAAGUGGUUAAUAGAUGCUUGGAAACAUAUUUACAAUGCAUGACGACUACUCCUUAUGAGGUUGUUUAUGGACAACAUGCCCCAAUUCACAGACCAUAUCUUACUGGGGACUCUAAAGUCGAUGAAGUUGAUAGAAGUCUUCAGCAACAAUUUGUCCUUCAUAAACAUUCUUUCAAGCUGUAUGUUCGUUAUUAUGGUCCUUACAAGGUGCUCAAAAAGAUUGGCCCUAUCGUUUAUAAAUUGGACUUGCCCACUGGUGCAAAAGCUCAUCCUAUUUUCUCUGUGUUUAAGUUAAAGAAAUACAAUGGAAGGGUACCAACUCAAACUAAUCUUUCUUUGAUGGAUGCAGAUGGUAUUUUAGCAAAGGAGCCAAUAGCUAUAUUGGAUAAGAGGUUGAACAAGAAAAAGGGUUGA